UUUUCUUUUGCAUCGAUGAUUGUUUGCGCUUUUCUUUGGUUAUUUGCUUAGAGGCGGACAGCGUAGUGGUUAACAGUUCUUGUAGAAUUACAUUAAACGCGCGAAAUUUAGUUACCGACAGGUCUAUCCGUGAGUUCUGUGUAUUAUAUUGAAACGAUUUAAGGCGGUCCGACAUACGCCUCUUCGUUUUACUAAAACUUGGUGGUGAUUCUACUAAUUUCUUCCCUCUGCGUCUGCACUAUGACCGUGCGAUGUUUAAUGGUGUCGAUAAGUUUGACCAUGUUCUUUCCCAGCUAAUCAUAGAUUGGAAUUGUUUCUGUAAUUCAAAAUUAUCGCGAUUAGUGGGUUAUUGUGGCUUUUUUUGAAAGGAAAAAUAGAUAUUUAUUUGUUGUGAUCCCGAAAUCAAGUUGAUUUGGUUGCGUUUUCAUCUCGAAAGCUUUUUCGCAACCCCGAAACAAUCUUCCGUAUAAUAAGUAUUAUCGGCUAUGCUUAAGCAUAGGGUAACUCCGCAGAGGCGUCGUCAUCAUUCCCAAGGAUCAGAGACGUCCUACGACUAUAAUUUAGAUGGUGGAAUAAUUGGCGGUCAGCUUCAUUACAGUGGUGAACACCAGCAACAGGGGGGUCACCAUUUCUUGCAACAACAGCAUCCCACCUCACAAUCGCUGUCUCCUAUUUCAACUUCGUCCAUAUCACCUUCAGCCAUGCCAUUCGGAUGUUUUGGCAACAAGUGGCCGUCAGGUAUCCUGUCGAAUUCUGCAUUUUCGUUGGAUCGGUCAAGAGGGCAACAGCAGCAUCCUUCGCGCCGCCUCAGUGAUGAUGAUGAGGCCGAUGAUUGUGAUGACGGUGGUGAAACACCAAAAACUCCGCGAAAAGGCAGUAGUCAUACAUCUUCAGCUGGAGGGAGCCCCCGUCAUGCUGUGACACCUGGAGCGGCAGCUACUUCUGCCUCAGAUUGUUCAGUUGCUGGUCAACCGCCUGAAAAUGCGUCAAGUGAGGUGAUGCGUCGAUGGAACUCGUUUCAUUCAACACAUGGUGAAUGUCAUCCAAAUCGUUUUCGACGUAAUCGUAAAUCUACAUCGCCUUCUAUUGAUGCGGGUCGAUUGAGGAAACUUUCUGCCAUAGCACAUCACCAUCAACAUCAAAGUAGUACACCUCCGCGUCACCGUUACGGUCGGCAUUCUGUACAGGACGAUUCACAAUUAACAACACCUAGAGCAUGGCAAUUACGACGUGGUAAAUCCUUAGCAGAGAAUACUCCAGCUGGGGGUAUAUCACCGGUUGAAGAAAUGACCCAUUUAAUGGUUCAACAGCAGGUGCAACAACAUAUGCAAGCUAAAAAUGUAUCAAAUUCAUCAAGUUUUAAUGCUUCUGUUUCGGAUGAUGGGAGUUUAACUGGUCAAGUCUCGCCAAAUUCGCAAACAAGUUUUGGGAAGCGCAAUGGCGGAAGUUGUCGACGACCCAGUGAGUGCUUCGUUCUCGAAACAUCUGAGAUGAUAGUGAUUGACUACCCUGAAAUUCAUCCACAAUAUAAUCUACCAUACCAAUAUAAACCUCGUCAACCACAACAGGUCAGUGCAGCUAAUCUAUGUUCUUCGUCUGUUGCUGUUGCUACAACUAGCAUUAUUGCUGCUGUCAAUACAUCGCCUGCAAAUCAAAAUCAAUCUUCAGUAUUAUCACCGCAAAAUCAUAUAAAUCAUCAUCAUCAAUAUCAUCAGCAUCAUUCAUUGCUUCAUCAACACUAUAAUCAAGCUGCAUUGUCUUUAACCACUAAGACAUCACCAACAGGUGGGGCAGGAGGUGUUGCCGGUGAAGGAUUGAAUGUUGUGGGGAUUGGUAGUUGCGGUAAUAAUACAACAAAUAGCGGAAGUUGUACACCAACAAGUGCUAGUGGAGGUGGAACCCAUAAGUCACAGGGAGGUGGUGGCUCUUCACAACCGCCCACACCAACGUCUUCGUCACAGCAAUAUCAUCAGCAGCAGCAGCAGCAUAAUAUCGGCGGGGGUGGUGGCGGAGGAGGAGGAGGAGGAGAAGGAGGAAGUGGAACUGCUGCAUCCUAUAUUCAAUAUCAGCAGCAUCAACUCCCGUCACUACCGUUACCUGUUCAUCAAAUCCAUCAUCGAAGUAGUACUCCGGGCGGUAUAGGUUGUGGAAACGAUCUUGCAGCAGCUAUUGGUGCAUUGAACCUUAACUAUCAUCAGCAUCGGGCCAGUGCUGGAUGUCUCACCCCGACCAUAACAACAACAGCAAUGGAUCAUCAUCAUUUACGCCAUACAAUGACCGGUUUCUCUGGUGGUAAUCGGCCCGAACUGUAUCAAAAGUGCAAUCGUGGAUCACAUUCAAGUGACACAAGUUCGGCCUAUAGCGGUAGUGACACCAUGACUUCAGUUCAUAGUUCAUCCUUAGAUGCAGAUGAGGUAGAUUUAAGCGGGCUCGUGGAAUCUGUUGUUGAUUCAGACGAGGAGGAUCUCGCUGAAAGUAUGGAUAGUCUCAAUGUUCGUGAUGCUGUUCGCGAUUGUUUGGAAAAGGAUCCAUCUGAACGUACUGAAGAUGAUAUUGAAACCCUCCUCGAUUUCACCCAAACUCUCAAAGCUUUCACCAAUAUGACGUUGGCCGUACGUCGUGCUCUUUGUUCUGUGAUGGUAUUCGCUGUAGUUGAUAAAGCGGGUACAAUGGUUAUGAGCGAUGGUGAAGAGCUCGAUUCGUGGAGUGUCCUUAUAAACGGUCAUGUUGAAAUUGAGCACAGCAAUGGUGAAAAAGAAGAGCUUCAAGUAGGCGAUAGCUUUGGUAUUUUGCCAACAAUGGAUAAGCUGUAUCAUCGCGGGGUAAUGCGGACAAAAUGUGAUGAUUGUCAAUUCGUGUGUAUAACACAAACCGACUAUUAUCGGAUACAGCAUCAAGGAGAGGAGAAUACAAAGCGUCACGAAGAGAAUGGACAGGUUGUUAUGGUAACAGAGCUCCGUUUAAGUGGGCCAGAUCCAGGUACGAGCCUUAGGCGCGGCCAUGUCGUGAUACGGGCGACUGUAGAGCGACUUCUGCUUCAAUUAAUUGAAGAAAAUUCCAUGACUGAUCCGACCUAUGUGGAGGACUUCUUGUUAACGCAUCGAACAUUUAUUGAUAACUCGCAGGAAGUCGCACAGCAACUGCUUACAUGGUUUGAAAAUGAGGAUGUCUCACCAUUACAAACUACUGCCACACCCACUGAAAUUCGGGAUCGAGUGACACGAGUGGUUCUUCUCUGGGUGAACAAUCAUUUCACUGAUUUCGAAACAGAUCCUCAAAUGAUGGGCUUCCUUGAGACAUUUGAAAGUGGCUUGGAAAAGAAAAACAUGUUUGGUCAGUUACGAUUGUUACAUAUUGCAUGUGCGGCCAAAGCCCGAACGAGGAAUGUUACUUUAACUAGAUCCUCACGCGAUGAAGAUCUUCACUUUACCAUUAUCGGUGGCUAUGAACACGGAGGCUACGGCAUAUUCAUAUCCAAAGUGGAGAAAAAAACUAAAGCCGAAGAUGUGGGCCUGAAAAGAGGCGAUCAAAUACUUGAAGUGAACGGUCAGAGUUUCGAGCAUGUCAAGUACAACCGAGCAAUGGAGAUCCUUAUGAGUUCAACCCAUUUGAGUAUAACAGUGAAAAGUAAUCUGCUGGCGUUUAAAGAAAUGCUCCAAGUGCCCGAUCAUAAUUCAUCAAGGCCCCGGCAAAAUCGUCGAAGAAUAUGCACGGAUAUAGCGAAGCUUGAUCCGAGAAGUGUAGUUGCCAGACUAUCCACCGUUGAACUACUCAACCCAUCGGGAUUGAUGAUAUCCUCAGAUCAAGUUGAUCACUGGGCAUCGCCCAUUCGCGAUAUAGGUACCAAAGAUCUCUCUUCAAGCACGGCUGGCUCGUUGGCCAUUACUACAAAUUCAUCAUCCUCGUCUGCGUCUUCAUCAUCUUCGUCACACAAAGGUUUCAUGACCCUUGGCCCGAAACGGCGAAUACAGAAGGCUCUCAUCAAAAUGAAUCUUUUACCAAAGAACUCAGUUGCUACACUCUCGGAUAGUGGUGGCGGGGGUAGUGGGAGUGUCGGCGGCGAUGUAGAAAACAUUGCGACCACACCCGCAGCCAGUAGCAGCUGUAGUGUAACAAACAACAAUUCGACUAAUAAUAAUAAUAAUAAUUUAAGCAUUAGCAAUAGUAAUAGCAGUAGUCAACAUCAACAAAAAAACCUUGCGAUAAACCAGCCGGUGAGUAGUGGAGCUGGACCACAAACGCUUCAGCAACAAUCACAACAGUCGCAACUCUAUCAUUCCCAUAGCAACCCGGACCUGACCACUAUUUACUAUGAGGAUACCCGACAAACUGACUAUCCGGAGCACGUUUUAAAAGUCUAUAAAUCCGAUCAAACAUGUAAAUAUCUGCUCAUCAACAAGGAGACUACAGCUCAUGAAGUGGUCAUGCUUGCCCUUCAAGAGUUCGGAAUCCACGAGACCAGCUCUAACUUUUCACUAUGCGAGGUAUCGGUCGGGGAAGGUGGCAUGAUCAAGCAGCGUCGUCUACCAGAUCAGCUUCAAAAUCUUGCCGAACGUAUUGGUCUUUGUUCGCGUUACUAUCUCAAAACAAAUGGGAUCACUGAGACUCUUGUACCUGAUGACUUAGCCCCGGAGUUAAUUCGGGAGGCAACUGUACACUUUCUACAGUUGAAUGCCAAUGAGGUGGCUAUACAAUUGACGUUCCAGGAUUUCGCUAUAUUCCGACAAAUUGAAUCGACUGAGUAUGUAGAUGAUCUGUUUGAGUUAAAAUCAAAAUAUGGUACGCCAAUGUUGAAACAAUUUGCUGAGUUGGUCAAUCGUGAGAUGUUCUGGGUUGUUACUGAGGUUUGUAGUGAACAUAAUAUGGUCCGACGAAUGAAGAUUGUCAAGCAGUUUAUAAAGAUUGCGAGACACUGUAAGGAAUGCCGCAAUUUCAACUCUAUGUUCGCCAUCAUUUCGGGACUAGGUCAUGCAGCUGUAUCACGUUUGCGACAAACAUGGGAAAAGCUUCCAACCAAAUAUCAAAAACUCUUCGCCGAUCUUCAAGAUUUAAUGGACCCUUCACGAAACAUGUCCAAAUAUCGACAACUUGUUCAAGCCGAGCUGCUUGUUCAGCAUCCAAUCAUACCUUUCUAUCCAGUCGUGAAAAAGGAUCUCACUUUUAUUCAUUUGGGUAAUGAUACGCAUGUUGAGAGUUUAAUUAACUUUGAAAAGUUAAGAAUGAUCGCGAAAGAAGUUCGCCUUUUAACCCAUAUGUGUAGUACGACAUUUGAUUUGUUGACAAUGUUGGAAUUCCAAGGACAUGUACCAAGUUCAGCGAUGGUAUCAUUGAAUCAAAUGUCAGUUUCCGCGGGAGUUGUGGGUGGGAGUAGUACAGGUGGCGGAAGCAAUAUGGGGCUGCACACGUUGCAUGGUCAGGCGACUGUGAAACGACGUAAGAAAUCCACGGCAGCUCCGAAUCCUAAAAAGAUGUUUGAGGAGGCUCAAAUGGUGCGGCGAGUUAAGGCGUAUCUGAAUAAUAUGAAAGUAACUACUGAUGAGGAUGCUCUACAUACAUUCUCGCUUGAAUGCGAGCCCAGCAGUGCAACUGGAGGCAAUACAACUGGUACUGGAGGCGGUGGUGGUACCGGAAGUGGUGGGGGAUCAGCUCCAAAUUCAGUGAUGAUACGCAAGCGACAUCCAUCCCCCACCCUUUCAACAACAAGUAGUACAAGUUCAACAAGCGAGGGCAAGAAAGGCGGUGGUAGCGGCAGCAUAGGGAGUCACGGUGGUCAGAAGUUUGGUGCAGCAUCGCCGCAAGCUGUUAAAAAGAUACUCGCGUUAUCUGAACAGACAAAAACUCGACCACAUCAACCUAGACAUGCUGGCAUACCUCUGCCAUUGGUUGGUCAUCCGUUACAUUUACCGUUACAUCAUUCAUCGGUUAGUCCGUCACCUUCUCCGGGGGCUCAUAGACGUAUGGGUUCUAGUAGCAGUGCAGGUUCUGUUUCAUAUUCUGGUCAUAGCUUUACACUAGCGGGUAACGGUAAUCACAGCUCAUCACAAGGAAAUGGUGCAAAUACUGGUAGCGGGAAUGGAGGACGUGCCGUACAUGAACGAUCCCAUUCUGAUACCCCAACACCGCUGCCUUCUGUUGAUCUUUCAGUGGAAAGUAGUAGUGUUACCUCGUUGAGUAAUCUACCGUUGCGUAAAACUAUUACAUCAGCAUCAGUUACAUCAAGUGAUAGUGGUCAUGGUUCAUGCGUUCAAGCUGAUACACAUUCGAAUUGUUCGGAAGGUAGUAGUAGUGGUGGUUUAUAUCACGUAGCAUCAUCAAUUGUUCACAAUUCACCAUCACCGACAUUACAACAGCGUCGUCAUUCAGCUGCUCAUGGGCACGGUCUUAUGAUGGCACCACCAGCCCCUAAAGGGCCACCACGUCAUCCACCAGCUUAUAAUGUAGCCGCACAAAUGGCUAGACUUCAACGAUUGGGACGGGCCCAUAGUCAUGAGGGUGUAACUUCAACAGCGUUAGCAGCGGGUGUUUGUAAUAUUGGCAGUGGAGGUGGAGGUUCAAUUGCUGGUAGCAUCAGUAGUGGUGGCGGCUAUUAUCAUCCUGAUCCCGGUGACGAAGAUGAUGACGAGGAUGCCCAAGUUUCAGCCGUUUAGAUAAUAAAAAUAGAUUUUUCUCCAUAUAACAGCAUGAGAAAAGCAUAAAUAGCAAAUCUAGAAGAUUAAAAUAGGCUUCAAUAUGUCCUUUGCGAAUGCACGUUUGCAACGCUAAAUGUUGACAAUUUUCCUGUUGUUUUCCGUGAAAAAUGGUUCUUCAUAAGGGGUUGUUGUAAGCCUAUUAUUAUUCUCUUCCUAUUUGUCUUUCUCAUUCGUGUGGACGAGGAUAGCGGGAUGAUGUGAGGUCAAUAAAAAACAAAUUUGUUGAUAUAUAAAUAUAUAUCGUUAAGGAUACCAACUAGGAAAUGAUGAAUCUUGUUGACUAGUGUUAAAUUUAGUAAAGAAAAACAAAAAAAGCAUUUUAAAACGAGAUAUAAAUUAAAUUUCUAUUCAAUGUUCAAAAAAAAAAGAAGAAGAAAAAAGGCUUUAUUCACAUAUAUAUAUUCCGAAUAUUUUAUUUAUGUUUUUUUCAUCAGUAAAAUUGCUAUAAACAUGGAAGAAUAGUCGAGGGCAAGGACGAUGAUGAGAUAAAUUACAAAUUAUACAAUAAAUGAGAAUUUUUCUCUCACAAUAGGCUCCACUAAAUAAAAAUCUCUUGAAUAUUUUAUUACGUAAUAUAUUAAUGUAUAGUUGUAAGCUAUUUUUCUCAUCCUUAAAAAACUGAUAAAAACAGAAAAAACCAAAAAUAAGUCAAGCUCAUAUGGCAAUGUGCUCUAGAUAAGAAUAAACAUACAUAUUUUCUGAAUGUUAUUUAAAGUGUAUAUGUAGUAUAUAUAGGAUAUAGUAUAUAUAGUGUACAUAUAAUAUAUAUACUAUAUAUUUAGUAUAUACAUAUAUUGUGUGUGUAUGUAUAGUUGAAUGGGUGGAAUGAAAAAAAAAGAAAUGCGUACUAAAAAGACAGGAAAAAUGCAAAAAGACACGAAUAUUUUACUUGAAGUCAAGAAUAUUUUUUUAAUUAUGAAAUUAAAUGAGAAAUCUCACUAUUUCAUGCUAAAGUUUUUAGUUACUACACGUUUGAGUGACAAAAAUAUUUCAAUUUUUUAAUGAAAAGACACAAUCAAAGAAAUGAGACUAAAAUCGUAACCAACAAAAAUGCCAAUUACUAAAGAUUAAUACCAUUGUAGUCAAAGAGAGAGAAAGUAUAUAACAAAACAAAAAAAAUAAAUACAAACAUAUCUUCCAUAGAGAGAAUCUCAUGCCAUCUGAUGGAAAUUUUGCAUCCAGUACUUUUUAUCAAUAUAUAUAUAUAUUUCUACAUUUGAAAUUUACAUAUAUGUAUACAAUUUUAAUCUAAUUGUCUCCCUGAAAAUGGAUUCAAAGUCAAACCCCAAUGGCUUUACAAGUUCAAACAAAUCUAUACUCUCUUUUUUUGUAGUUUCCAUAAUAGCAAAAAAAAAACAAAAAAUUAUAAUAAUAAAUCGAAUAUUCUUGUUUUCUCUUUGCGUUUAUUUGAAAUUGUUGAGUUACGGAGAAAUUCAUUCUUAAUUCUUUAUAAUACAUAGAUCUAAACAGAAAAAUCUCAUGCUCCCUAAACGGAACGAAUAAUAUGGAAUGGAAGAAAUAGUCGAGGAAAUGGACAAAAAUUAAAAAACAAUUCAAAGGGAAUCGUGUAAAUAUUUAUGGAUAAAUAUAUCAUCUAUUUAGGCAUGCAAAACUAAAAUGGCGUAGGAAAGAAGAAGAAGAAGAACGACCAUUAACCACGCCCAGCACUACAAUUUAGAAAGGGAAUGGAACGCAAUAUAUAUUACAGAAAUGGAAGAAGAACUUUUAAAAAACGCAGGAAAAGACUAACCUCAAAAGUAAUUAUUAAGACGUUUCUGAAAUAAAUGACUUUCUUUUCUUUUAAAGAGAUUAUAUGAUGGUAUCUGAAGACUAUGUAAAAAAAAAGAAGAAACAAAACAAAACUUUAGAAUCUUAUUUACACAUAUGUAACAUUAGCUCACCUAAAAAACGCAUAUACACAAAUUAGAAUAGUUAAAUGACGGAGAAAUAAGAAAAAUAUCCAAAUAACACAAAGUAUAUAUGAAACUAUACUGUAGACGAGAUUUUCCAUACAAGAAAAAAUCGAAAUAUGCAUAUAUGUAUAAAAUAUAUAUAAAAAUGAAAAAGAAACCAUUACAUAUAAAAAUCAAAUGAAAAUCCUAAAAAAAA
Messenger RNA from Hermetia illucens (black soldier fly), 8798 nucleotides. It is a transcript of the gene PDZ-GEF, whose product is annotated as rap guanine nucleotide exchange factor 2. The transcript is spliced from 11 exons. Gene Ontology annotation, cellular component: plasma membrane; apical plasma membrane. Bases 486 to 6647 code for a protein of 2053 amino acids. The record is from RefSeq and is a predicted model, not a curated record. Gene Ontology annotation, biological process: positive regulation of GTPase activity; Ras protein signal transduction. Gene Ontology annotation, molecular function: protein binding; guanyl-nucleotide exchange factor activity. NCBI's taxonomy places the organism in Eukaryota, Metazoa, Arthropoda, Insecta, Diptera, Stratiomyidae.